GUUUUGCAUGUGUGUUUGUAUUUGUAGUAUGUUUUUGUGUCCCAACCCCCCUUUUUACCCGUAACAAAAUGCUGAAAUGUGCUAAUCGGAAACAUGACACUUUCUCAAUGAGAAGAAGAAAAAAAAAGUGUCAGCGGUAUUAAGAUUCCCUCCUUUUCAUGUUCAGGCUCAGAAGUCCUCUGCUUGCAAUGCGUGGACAAUGUCUCCUGCUCUGAGACCUAUCAGAAGAAUGCUCACCCAGAGGAUAACUCUAGCAGCCUUUGUGCUCUUCAUCCCAACAUGUUCAACAAGAAAUGAUUCUCCCUUCUCAAUCACUAACAAAGCCACUGGUUUUUGUUUGCUGAAAAAAUCCAACCGCUGCCAAGACAUGCGCUGGACAACCGGGGAUCGUCUUUUUGCGACCUCAACCAAAAAGUGCCUUGGAGCUCAGGGCAAAAGUGUCGGGAGUGAAGUAAGCCUCUAUGACUGUGACGGCAGCAGUGAGCUUCAAAAGUGGGAAUGCAAGAACGUAACAAUGCUUGCUCUCAAAGGCCAACAGCUCUACAUUGAAAUCAAACCUGACGGAACAAUUGCCCUCUCAAGAACUGUCGGGCCCAAUAACAAGCUCACAAUCACAGGGACGUCCAGCGGUGCUUGUUCGAGAACAUACAGAGAGCUUUAUACUAUUGAAGGAAAUGCGUUUGGUCGGAUCUGCACGUUUCCCUUCCUGUACAAAGACCGGUGGUUUGGAGACUGCACGAUGUACGACUCCUCAGUAAAGCGCUCUUGGUGUGCGAUUAAUACAAAAUAUGAGCACGAGCAGUGGGGAUACUGCCCGACUUCUUCCACAGAACACUGGGCAAAGAACACUGUAACGGGAGCGUAUUACCAGGUCAACACACAGUCGGUUCUGACGUGGGCCCAGGCUGAAGCCAGCUGCAAACAGCAGGGGGCCUCCCUGCUCAGCGUCACUGAUCCUCACCAGCAGGCUUUCGCCUCAGCGCUAAUGGGAUCAGGGAAACAUAAACUCUGGAUCGGGCUGGUCCUGGACCCAGAACAUGGCUGGCAGUGGUCUGAUGGGAAGCCGUUCCGUUAUCUGAGAUGGACUACAGGAAGUCCAACUCCUAAUCCGGGGCACAACUGUGCAUUUCUUGACUCUGCUGGGGAGCAAACCUGGCAAAGCUCCUCUUGCAUCAAGAAACAGGGCUACAUAUGCUACAAGGACGGGGCCCCACCAUCUCCUCCCCAAAUUGAGCAAGGCUUUUGUUCAGCCCCUUGGAUUCCCUACAAUGGCCACUGCUUUCACCUUCAUCGUACUAUUCAAACAUGGUCUGGUGCUCAGAAAGAGUGCCGCAAAGAGAGCGGGGACUUAGUGAGCAUCCGCAACGUGGAGGACCAAAGCUUUGUCAUCUCGCAACUUGGAUUUGCCUCCACGGAUGAGCUUUGGAUUGGACUGAAUGACAUACAGACAGAAGGGCUGUUUGACUGGAGCGACCACUCCACUGUCAGCUUCACCAGCUGGGAGUUUGGGAAACCAACCGUCUCCACUGAUACAGAUGACUGUGUUCUCAUCAGGGGAGAAAAUGGGAACUGGGCCGAUCGCUCGUGUAGUGAGAAACACGGCUUCAUCUGUAUGAAGCAGAGUGCCACUGAACGCACCGGAGAUGAAGUAGAUGUGGAUCUAGGCUGCAAAGCUGGGUGGAAAAGACAUGGCUCCUACUGCUACUUGGUCGGAACAGAGACAAAGACGUUUGAUGAAGCGAAAGACGACUGCAAGAGCUCAGAUUCCUACUUGGCUGAUGUUUCAAAUGGGGUGGACAAUGCCUUCCUUGUCAGUGUGGUGGGCCUGAGACCAGAGAAAUACUUCUGGUUGGGCCUCUCAAAUCAGAAGAACAUUGAUCAAUUUGUGUGGACCAACACAGAUUCAGUGAGGUUUAGUCACUGGAACGCUGAAAUGCCAGGUUACCAACAGGGCUGCGUUGCCAUGACAACUGGGAUUUUCGCCGGCCUCUGGGAUCUACUGCCCUGCACCAACAAGGAGAAAUACAUCUGCAAACACCUGGCCGAGGGGGCCGUUCUAACUGUUGCACCACCGACUCAAACCCCUCCCAAGUGCGAGGAAGGUUGGAUUCGAGAGGGAACAAGAAACUUCUGCUCGAAGUUUUUCACAGGGCCUCGGGCAGAUGAGAAGACCUGGUAUGAGGCCAGGGAUUACUGCAGGGCCAUCGGAGGAGACCUGCUCAGCAUCCACAGCGACGCCGGGCUACGUGUGGGACGACAUGGAAGAGCCUGGAUUGGACUUUCGAUUCCUGACACGAGCACUGGUUUUGUUUGGAGUGAUGGUUCCCCGGUAAACUUCCAACACUGGCAGGAAGGAGAGCCAAACAAUCAUAAUAACGAUGAAUCUUGUGCUGAAUUCAAAACGUACAACUGGGAUGAAGUCGGGUCCUGGAACGAUGUAAACUGUGAGAGUUACAAUGACUGGCUGUGUCAGAUCCGUGCAGGAGUGACUCCAAAAAUACCUCCAAAUAAUACUGUGGUGGACUAUAACACCACUUCAGAUGGUUGGCUCGUGUGGAGAGGGAACCAGUACCUGAUUAAUGGAAACUUGUUGUCCAUGGAGGAUGCUCGUCACUUCUGUCAGCAGAGGCAUGGAGACUUAAUAUCGAUCAACAGUAAAGAGGAAAAUGCGUUCGUAUGGAAACAGAUUUCAAGAACCUAUGGGUCAUAUUAUAUAGGUUUGUCAGUGGAUCUUGAUGGGUCAUUUUGGUGGAUGGAUGGUUCUCCAGUUGGGUUACAAAAAUGGGAUGAAGAACAACCAAAUUCUAAUUCCUUUAAUGAGAACUGUGUUACAAUGACUUACUACAUGGGCUUCUGGCGAUCUUGUAAUUGUGGCCAAGAGCACAAGUUCAUUUGUAAACGAGGAAACUCAGCACCAGUCAACACCACCGCAGCCCCCACUGUUCCUCCCAAAGGAGGCUGUCCAUUCAAGUGGACCAAAUUUGACUCAAAGUGUUACAGUAUCAUUAGUAGCCGCCGGACCAGUUGGGAAGAAGCAAUGAGACAGUGCAUUACCAUGGGAGGUAAUUUGGCCUCAAUUCCCACAAGGCGCGUGCAAGCAUUUUUGACCACCAAAACGGCUGAAAUAGCAACUGCAGACCUGUGGAUUGGUUUAAGUUCUUUGAAACAAGAAGGAUUUUACUGGACUGAUGGGAAAGCAAGAAAAUACACCAACUGGGGCUAUUCUAAAUAUCGACGCCGUCCGGGGAACUUUUAUCAAAGAUGGAAUGAGGAUGAAUGUGUUGUGAUGAACAACAGUCCUUUCUUUGGCAUCGGUAAAUGGUUAAUUAAGCCCUGCAAUGACACCAAUGGAUUUAUCUGUAUUCGAGAUCUUGACCCAAAUAUCCAGCCUCCACCAAAGCCAGCAGUUAGUAACAUCUAUGUAAAUCUGGGAAACGACAGUGUAAAGGUUGUCACAAAAAAUCUGACCUGGGAUGAUGCCAGGAAGAAUUGUGAAGUUGACAAAGCCAACCUGGCGAGCCUACGAAAUGAGUGGACGCAGGCCUACGUCGAGCUAAUGGCGAUGAAUCUCAAAGCUCCUCUUUGGUUUGGACUGAACAAACAGAUAAGCGGGUAUUUUAGGUAUAUUGAUGGCUGGCACAUGCACUCUGCCUCCUGGGCUGAAGGUGAACCAAGCAGAGAGCGAUCUUGUGUCUACCUGGAUGUGGAUGGAAAGUGGAAGACCGCUUUCUGCAAUUUGACCAUGAACAGUGUUUGCAUGCAGUCUACAGAUAUGCCACCAACAGAGUCAACCAUCUUUCCAGGGAUUUGCCCUCAAGACACGAAUGAGGAGCACCACCAGAGUUAUACCUGGCUGCCGUUUAAGGGUCAUUGUUAUUUGUUUGUAACCGAUGAAAUUGAAUGGGCAGAUGCAGCGAGCAGCUGUGUCAGGCAUGGUGGAAUUCUGACUAGCAUUGAAGAUCCUGAUGAGCAAAAAUUCCUCGAAAGCAAUGUGGAAAUAUUUAAAGAUGCCAACAGCGCUUUCUGGGUUGGCCUGUACAAAACUCAUAACGGGGAAUGGAAGUGGUUGGAUAAAACAGUCAUGGACUACACUAACUGGGCUGAAGCUGAGCCCGACGAUGACUAUGCAGAGAUGGAAACCUCACAUGGGACUUGGAGGACAGGUCGCAGAUGGCACGACAGAGCAUACAUCUGUAAAACACCCAAAGUGAUUCCCAUAGAUUCAGAAUCAAAACCUGAACCUCAUGGAGGUCAGGAUCCUCGCGGUCGCGUCCACACGAGUUUGAUAGUUGUGCUGAUCAUAACGAUCAGUUCUACGCUGAUAGUUGUUGCAUUCUUCAUCUACAAGAAGUCUCCUCGUCCUUUACCCACCUUUGACAAUCCACUCUACUUCGACAGUGAACGAUCCCAGCCCGAUGUGGUCGAUACCAAUAAACUGAUAGAGAAUGCAGAAGUAGAAAACCCUGAGCCGAUGAUAACUCUGUGAUUUAUAAAGUAGCAGAAUCAAACAGGACAUACAUUGUACUGAACUGUAUCCCAGACUGAUGAAUAACACUUUAAUGCUUUAUUAGUGUCUUAGCUUUGUUUGUUUUUUUACUAUAGAAUAUAGUAAAUAUAUAUUCAUUGAGUUUCAAUGGAGUUGGCGAUGUCUGACCUCAUGGAAAAGAACAAUUUAGGCUCUAGGAUGUCUCAGUGGGAAUGAUUGCUAUUUGAUUCUGUCUUUAUAUAUAUGAAUGAAUGUAUAUAAUUGUUACAUAUUAUGCAUAUGCUCACUAGAUGCUGUUCAUUGCUUGUACUGUAAAAUCUCUCUGCCUGUUAAAUGAAUAUUAAACAUUGGCACUAAAGAAUAAUUUAAAUAAGUUAUAUCUUAGGAAAUGAAAUAUAACAAGGGAUCAAUUCACCUACCAUCAUCAUUUUUAUAGCUGUCUCAAAAAAAGCCCCCACAAUAAGAUACAGUCACAAUACAAUAGUAUUGCGAUUUUAAGAAUUUUGCGAUAUGCUGAGUAUUGCAAUAUCAAACAUUGCAAAAUAUCACCGAUGCAAAUGAUGCCGUUGUUAUAUAUUUGAUCUAAUCAGAUAAAGUUUUCACUCGGUUCAUCUCACUUCAGCCCAACGAGCACUUGAGCACACGUGUUUUGUUGCUUUUGUCACUCGUGGUGUGAAUGUAGCAUUUAAAAUAGCAAAAAACAUCUGGUUCGUUGAGAAAAUUAGAUCACUUUACUUUUGAUGCAGCCUGUAAAGAAGCAAUCUGAAUCAUUCACAGCAUUAAUAGAGCAGAACACACAUAUUUGCUAUGUAAAGGUGUAGUGGAUAAUAAUGUCUACCUGAGCAGAGAAUGAACGCUGUGUGUGUUGUAAUCUGAGCUUCCCGUACUUUGUUGACACAGCUGGGCGCAUGCUUUUAGUGCAUGUUAGCUCACGUGAGCAUGAAUCACUGACUAGCUCGUGGCUGCCGCUCUUCACUGCUCUCAUAUUGCCUCUACCGACUGCUUCUGAGCCCACCGUUAGCACCGAGCCACGUCAGCAUGUUGAGAGCCGUUUAGAGUCAAAAGAAAUGCUCCCAAUCUUAUAUUAUGCACCUCUAAAACCAGAAAAAAGACAACACUUUACCUUUGUACAAUAUUAUUGUCAAUAUUUAGUCUCAUGUCACAAUAUUGUAACAAUGUUGAUAUAUUGCAGAGAUUGGCAAUGUGCCGGGGUCUGAAAUCACUGUUCUAAACAAAUGCACUGACAACAAAUGUAUAUAUACAUAUAUACACACAUAUAUACAUGAGGAUGUAUGUGUGUAGAUAUGUAAUCAUGGUUUCAUGAAUGAAAUUGAACAUGCAACACUUAAUUGUUACUCUGCAAUGAACGUGGGCUCUGUAUUGUACCCUCCCAGCUAGUGAAGCGUGUGUAGGUAAGCAGCAUAUAUUAACUUUUACACUUAAAAAUACUGUGUCCGUAUAUUGGCUACAUGUCACAUAAUGCUGUAGAAUUUGUCAAAUUAGGUGAGAAAAGUUUAAAAAUAGUGACAUGACCGUCUAUGUCAUGUGGCGUCCCAAAUGCUGUGUUGGUUGUCUUCCAUAAUGAUGCACUACACAGGAAAUAAAAGCAAUUAUUAGAUUAAUAUCAUGCUGUCUGUGUAUGCAAAUGUCACAUUUCCCUUGAUUUACCAUCUUAAUUUUGUGCAUAAUUGAAUUCUUCAUUUACUUUACAUGUUUGUUUACAUGUUGAAUGGUCAAGUCAAAUAAAAUAUACUGAAGGUAUUAUGCAAUUAUA
Molecule: messenger RNA, 6260 nt
Organism: Cyclopterus lumpus (lumpfish)
Lineage: Eukaryota; Metazoa; Chordata; Actinopteri; Perciformes; Cyclopteridae
Gene: mrc1b
Product: mannose receptor, C type 1b
Exons: 31
Coding region: 200-4486 (1428 amino acids)
Source: RefSeq, a predicted model, not a curated record